Messenger RNA from Myxocyprinus asiaticus (Chinese sucker), 2294 nucleotides. RefSeq names its product coronin, actin binding protein, 2Bb (gene coro2bb). NCBI's taxonomy places the organism in Eukaryota, Metazoa, Chordata, Actinopteri, Cypriniformes, Catostomidae. Gene Ontology annotation, molecular function: actin filament binding. Bases 132 to 1556 code for a protein of 474 amino acids. Gene Ontology annotation, biological process: actin filament organization. The record is from RefSeq and is a predicted model, not a curated record. The transcript is spliced from 12 exons.
CUAAAUCACAGCCACAGUAACAACAGCUCAUUGCUCUUAUGCAGAGUUAAACCCAGACGCACAAUUUCUGUCUUUCUCAUUUAACUUUUCUUCAUUCUGGAUCAUUUGGAGCUUCAGUACAGCGGAUCUUCAUGACCAGAGUUAAGAUGUCAUGGCAGUCGACGUACAGAAGUUCAAAGUUCCGGCAUGUUUAUGGAAAAGCGGGAGGCAGGGAGCAGUGCUACGAGGGAAUCCCUGUCACACACAGUGUCCAUGACAAUCACUUUUGUGCCGUUAACCCCAAAUUCCUCGCCGUCGUCACAGAGAGUGCUGGAGGAGGGGCGUUCCUCAUUAUACCGCUUCAUAAGCCCGGGCGAAUAGGCCCUCAUUACCCGAAGGUCUGUGGCCACCAGGGCAAUGUGAUGGACAUCAAAUGGAGUCCCUUUAUGGACAACAUCAUCGCAUCUAGCUCAGAGGACUGUACGGUGCGAAUCUGGCAGAUUCCUGAUGGCGGUUUGAGGCGGAACAUGACGGAAGCUCUGAUGAUUCUGAUUGGUCACAGCCGGAGGGCGGGGCUUAUUGAGUGGCAUCCCAGUUGCAGCGGAAUUCUUCUCAGUGCUGGAUAUGACUGCAAGAUCGUGAUUUGGAAUCUUGAGGAGGGCGUGGCUGUGAAAAUGAUUGACAGUCAUCCAGAUGUUGUGCUCUGUAUGUCCUUCAACACAGACGGAAGUUUACUGGCCACGAGCUGCAAAGAUAAAAAACUGCGAAUCAUCGAUCCCCGUUCUGGGAAAGUCCUUCAAGAAGCAGACUGUAAAAAUAUCAAAGUGAACCGAGUGGUUUUUCUGGGUAAUCUGAAGCGUGUGCUCACGACAGGUGUAUCGAGAUGGAGCACCAGACAGGUGGCUUUAUGGGAUCAGGAGGACUUGUCUUCACCCAUCACAGAGGAGGAGAUUGAUGGAUUGUCUGGCGUUCUGUUCCCCUUUUAUGAUGCUGACACACACAUGAUUUAUCUGGCUGGAAAGGGUGACGGGAACAUCAGAUAUUAUGAGGUGAGCAGUGAGAAGCCGUACCUGCAGUUCCUGAUGGAGUUCAGAUCUCCUGCACCUCAGAAAGGACUAAGUGUGAUGCCCAAACGUGGUGUUGAUGUGGGCAAGUGUGAGAUCUUCAGAUUCUAUAAGCUGGUGACUCUGAAAAGUCUGGUGGAGCCCGUCUCAAUGAUCGUCCCACGCAGGUCAGAGUCGUAUCAGGAGGAUAUUUUCCCGAUGACAGCGGGCACAGAAUCGGCUCUGUCUGCUUCGGAGUGGCUCAGUGGAGUUAACAGAGGGCCUGUGUUGAUAUCUCUUAAGGAUGCUUAUAAGCGUCCAAAUGCAGCUGAUCUGAGAGCAGUUAAACAGGACAGACGGACAGUGAAGGGUAUCGACUUACUGGCAAACAUUUCACCAAACACAGACAAGGAGCUCCUAAAGAUGGUCUUCAGACAACAGGAAGAGCUGAGAAAACACAAGGAUGAACUGAGAGAAAAAGACAACAAAAUCCAACAACUGGAGCUGCAACUCAAAAACAUGAAAAACACAUGAUGACAAACAAACAAAUAGGGCUGCAAAACCUCAAAGAUCGUUUUUAUAAAGAAUGCACUGAGAAGAUUUUCUUUUAAUCCUUUUAUUGAGAUAUUAUGUAUUUUAUACUGAAUUAAUAAUGUUAUUCGGACUAUUCUAUUUUACAUUACAGCACAGAAGAUGGAUAUAUGUCUGUACUGCUGAAUUUAAGAUACAGAUGUACAUAUGAAGUCUGAUCAGAAAAUACUCUGAAUCUUGAAAAUGUUAAGAAAUGGAUUUGUUUAUUCCUUUUUGGAGAAAGCAUGUGACAUUAUUGAGGUAGUCAGCCAACAGAUGGAGCCAAAUGAGAGAGCUCCUCUAGUCUGAACGUCCAAAGAUUUUAUUUGUCUUAGUAUUUAGUGCUUGCAUGUACAUACUGUAUUAUAGUGUCUGUUUUACCUUAAUUAAAAUGUUUAACAAGAUUAUCGUUAAAUAAUUUUUUUCCAUUUAUUUGUAUUGUUCUCAGACGGCUAAGUGCUUCACAAAUAAAAAUGACUUGACUUGGUUUAAGUUGGGGGGGAAUGACUGUGAAACUGAUAUUUUCCUGUCAACUAUGGCAAGCCGAAUUGACUUUCAUUAAUGUUCAGGAAAUGAGUUAUAGAGAUCUUUAAUACAAUGUUCUUCUUUUCUUCAUUUCUACUGAAAAUGCUCAUUUUUGAUCAGUAAGUAGGUUUGUACUUGUAAAAAAGUUUCAUUUUUGAUGUAAAAAAUGACAUCAUU